Molecule: messenger RNA, 560 nt
Organism: Gossypium arboreum
Lineage: Eukaryota; Viridiplantae; Streptophyta; Magnoliopsida; Malvales; Malvaceae
Exons: 3
Coding region: 109-270 (53 amino acids)
Biological process (GO): proton motive force-driven ATP synthesis
Molecular function (GO): proton transmembrane transporter activity
Source: RefSeq, a predicted model, not a curated record
UAAAAACCAAGGCCAAGAGCUCUUUGUUUUCCCUUCAGCCACUGCAGACUAUAUUUCCAUUGCAUCUCCAUCACUCAUUUUCCGAUCACACAAACAAAAACCAAAGCCAUGGCGCCGCCACCUGGACCUUACUCUGGCACCAGCACUCUCGCUCUCGUGGCUCGUGCAUCUGCUUUUUCUUUUGGACUUGUUUAUGGGAACUUUAAGCUCAAGUACCUCAAGAUGAAGGCAAAGUCUCAAAGGAAAGCUGAAGCAAAGGCACACCAUUGAAGCAGGGGGGGGGGUCUUGUUCAUAGUUCAAUUGCAUGCGUGACCUGAGGUUUUUUCUUUUUGUCGUAAUAAUGCAUUAACAAUGGGAUUAUACCAGUUUUUCAUUUUGGCCUGCAGCUUUUUAUGGACCAUGGUGAACCGCCUUUAAUAACUUUUUCGGGUAGUUAUCAUCUUAGCCAUUCAGGGUUUGUUUAUUUCCUGUAGUUAAACAUGCAAGCUGCUGGGGUGAUUAUCUAUUCUCCGCAGUUCUAAUUAAUAAAUUCAGUCUCUUUUUUGGCGCAAAAAAAGAA